This is a messenger RNA of Planococcus citri (citrus mealybug), 4523 nucleotides long. Its product is annotated as gamma-glutamyl hydrolase A-like. Gene Ontology annotation, biological process: tetrahydrofolylpolyglutamate metabolic process. Gene Ontology annotation, cellular component: vacuole. Gene Ontology annotation, molecular function: gamma-glutamyl-peptidase activity. The transcript has 5 exons. NCBI's taxonomy places the organism in Eukaryota, Metazoa, Arthropoda, Insecta, Hemiptera, Pseudococcidae. The record is from RefSeq and is a predicted model, not a curated record. The coding region runs from base 128 to 1075 and encodes 315 amino acids.
AAAACAUGACAUUUUAUGACAAGGAUUAAAAACUCAAACACUAAAAAAAGAACUAGGCUAGUCACGCAUCAAAAACAUUUUUUAUCGAUCAGUCUGUUCAUAACGUCGCUCGAGUGCACAAUUAAACAUGAAAGAAAAAAUUGUAUCGAUAUUUUUAGUUUUACUGAAAUGUAUUUCGGUUUUUGGAACUAGCAGACCAAUCAUUGGGGUACUGGCACAAGAAUUCGGAGGAUUCAAAGCUGGAAGUUUUCUCACAGAUAAAGGAAGCACAUAUAUAGCAGCAUCCUACAUAAAAGCGGUAGAAUCCUCGGGAGCAAGAGUAGUUCCGAUAUUUGUCAAUCGUUCUCCACAAUACUACGAACGGAUACUCAACUCACUAAAUGGCGUUCUGGUACCUGGAGGAGCCACAAAAAUAGAACCAGGGCAUCCUUUCUACGAUGCCUUUACGACCAUAGUCAGAAUAUCAGAAAAGAUGAACCAAAGAGGAAUAUAUUUCCCAAUACUGUCAGUAUGUUGGGGAUUUGAAGCAAUGGUUACGUUAUACAAUGGCCAUAAAGAUUUACAAACACAUUGCAACGUUAUUCGUGAAAAUUAUCCGCUCAAAUUUGAACCUAAAUUCACCGAAAGUUUAUUAUUCUCUCGAAUUGAUCACCAAACAUAUAUCAAUUUGAAAUAUUUUCCUACAACAGUAAAUGCGCAUUACUGGUGCACAACUCAACGUAACUUUACACGGUCGCAUUUAGAUAAAACUUGGAAAAUUACAUCAACCAGUGUCAGUUCGAGAGGACUGAAGUUCAUAGCCACCAUUGAACACAAAAAGUAUCCUUUCAUUGCAGUUCAAUUUCAUCCAGAAAGAGCCAUAUUUGAAUGGGAUGAUACGUUAAACAUAGUCCACCACUCAGCUGCUGUGCAAGCAAAUAGGUAUUUCUACGAUGUACUAGUGAAGCUCUCUAAAUUAAAUAGUAAUAAAUUCAGGACUGAAAAGGAGGAAAGAGAUGCUCUCAUUUAUAACUACAAACCAGAGUGUCCGGACUCUAAACCAUCGGUUUUCACUCAAAUUUACGUCUUUGACUGAUUUAUCUAUAAUACUAUAAAGGAAAGUCCCCUUUUUUUGAAGUAGGUAAACUCGAAACUUGCCGAACCAAAAAUUCUGAAUUUGUAUACAUACGGACGCCUGUAAGCUGGAGAGUGUUUAUAGCAAAAAAAAAUUUGAAAAAGUUUAAAAGUACAAUUGUUAUAAAGCUUCAAAGUUGAAAAAAAUGACGACUUUUUUGGACUUUGCGGAGGUGAAACCAGUUUGCGGAGAGACGAGGUAAAAUUUCGUUGCAAAGCGAGUGUAUUACGUUGCAUUGAUGGUAGGUACUGGAAGUGGGGUGGUUCUAAGUGUAGUAGGAGUCUAUCAGGUUGUGAAAUACCGAUACGAGUAUGUAUCAUCUCCAUACAGCAGUUUGGAACAGUGUUGCCAGGUUUUUGAGAUGUUAAAACCCCAAUUUAUGACGGGACCGCAAUUUUUGGAAAGAGCGAGUUCUAAAACCCCCAAAUCCAAAUUUCGAGCUGCCCAAGUUAAUUUUUCGAAUGUUGGCAAAUUUUUGAAAAUUCAAAAUUUGUGACGCGGCCAGCGAUACCAUACCAUAUGUCGGAAAACUUUUUUUUAAGAUAAUCGCGUUUUCAUGGAAAAAGUCAGAAAAUAUCAAAAAAAAUUUUUUUGUGGAUUCAUAUACUAUGAAGCCUAUACUUUGGAAUGGGUGUACCCACCGAUCUCAAACACGUCGUUUUAGUGGUGAAAAACUGGUUUUACAAAAGUGCUUUUCAUAAAAAAAUGUCAAAAAAAAAAAAAAAAUAUUAUGAUGUAAAACCAUUAAAAGAUGAAGAAAAUCAAAAAAAAAAAAAAAAAAAAAAUUUAAAAAUGUUACAAAAGUAACCCAAACUUUCAAACACGUUUUUCUCAGAAUUUUGGUUUUUGAAUUUCAAAAAAUACGCAACUUUGAAAUUUUGAAAAUUUGUCAGAUUUUAAUAUUUUGAAAAUCUGUUUGCACCAUUGAAAAGAGGAAGAAAAACACUACCAGAAACCACAAUAAAACGAAAAAAAUUUUUGCCGACAUAUGGUAUGGUAUCGCUGGCCGCGUCACAUUUACUGUUUUUGGCGAUUUAUGCUUUUUCUUAAAAAGUAUGUACUUGACCAAUAAAAAUGGUCAAAAUAAGUCCCAAAACUAAUAUUAAUUCCCCAAAUCUAAAUUUCACCAUUUCCAGCCAUUCUGGAGCCUCCAGCGAUAUUUUUCAAUUUCUCCAGAAUUUUGAAUUUGCUCCAGAAAUCGUGAAUAUGAAAUUGGGCAGCUAAAAAUCGAGUUGUGCGUUAUACUCGAUCUGUUUAACGAGUUUAUCCACAUUUGAGUAGGUUUUGGGGCAGACACCUCAAGAGUGGUUUUUUGACCAGCUUUUUUCAAAUAGAAAAUCCAAAAAAAUCAAAAGUUUUCCAUUGGCGAGGAAAUUUUUGAAAUUUGCGCGAAUCGCUGAAUUUCGUCCACAACUAACCUCCCGAGACCGAAUUCCGCCAUUUCCACCAAUUUGGAGCCUCCAGCGCGAUUUUUAAAUUUCUCCAGAAUUUUGAAUUUGCUCCAGAAGCCAUGUUGAAGACUGCGGCACGUUAAACUGAAUAGGGAUCUAAACUCUGAACUUUGAAUACUCGAAAAUGGUGAUAGCUUCUAACUAUAAAUCAUCCAUCUGCGAUCUUUUACACGUAAAUGUAUCAAAAUCAUCAAAUUUCAAUUAAGAUUACUCAAAAUUAAAUUUAUAUUUUCCUUUAUUUAUUUUUUUUUUUUAUAUACUGAGAUCUGUAGCUUUGAUUGUUGGAAAGUUAUUCAGUUCAGGUUCAAAGUUGUAAAAACGCAAGGAGUAAUAAAAAUGAAAUUUUGAAUUGAAAUUUCUUGAAAUUUUCAGUGAGCACCUCAGCGUUUUACUAAAACAUUCUGCAUUUUAUCCUCUCUACUUGGGGAUACAACUUUGAACUUGAAUAACUUGAAUGAAAAAAACUGCAAAGCAACCCUCAUGCCUCAGUAAAUCAGUGCUACAAAAUCGGAUAAAAUAGAAUUCCGAAACAUCUGACUCACUGAAAAGUGGAAAUUUUUAAACUCAAUUCUAAAUUGAUUCAUACAAAACUCAUAAGCGUUACUUCAAAAAACAGCUGAAUACUUCGAUAGGAAAUUUUAUAUGAACUACUGAAGUGGGGAUGGUGAAAGGUUGAAAUAGCAGAUAGGUCAUUUUUUUGGAGUGGUAUAUUUUAUUCCUCAGGCAUAAAAUUUUACGUAAGUAAAUCCACUAAAUUUUGAAUACAAUUUUUAAAAAAAAUGAAAAAGAGCAGUGAACCCAAUGCACCAGAAAAAAGCAUCAUAUUAGACCAUCAAGAUUAUGACCGCAUUUUUCGAGAAGGUUGCGAUCUUAUGUGACCAUUUUUGACAUUUUGUACCUUAUGUGACUGUGAUUUGGGGGGCUUGGCCUGUGUUUGAAAAAUUCCACUAUCCAAAAAUCACUGAUAAUGAAAAUGAAAAAAAUAAAAUAAAAAGAGUACCUAAUUCAUUAAUAAGUUGAAAAUUACAGAAUUAAGGCAAUUUUUGGAGGGGCAUUACGGGCAUUAUCUACAUCAGGUGGAAUGUGAAAUAAGAUGAUUACCAAACAAUUUUUUAUUCAUUCAUAUGUAAAUAAACAAAAUCAGCUCUAGAUCUCUCCAAUAAAAAUUUCAAACUUCGAAGAAUGAAAAUGAAAAAAAGAAUUAAAAGCGGAUAAUUGACCAAUUUUAUUAUUUAUUAACAAUUUUUUGUUCAAAAAUUAUGUCUAUUCCGGGAUGAGUGCCGACUUUGGAAAAAGGGCCGGGGGAGUAAAAUUUUUGAUAUUUCACAAGUUUUUGAGCUCAAACUAACUAGAUGAUUCACAACGUGUCAAAUUUUGUAGGUAGGUUACAGUGAAUCUUCAAUUUUUCAGCCUGGAAACUGUUCUAAUAGUUCAGACGUUCAGAAAUAAAACUUGAGGAAUGAAGUACUUUCAGGAACUAUAGCUGACCCCAGAAGUGGAGAGGGUGAAAGGUUCAAAUUACAGAAAGGUCUUUUUUUGGAGGGGCAUUAGUGUCAUUAACCACAUUAGGUGAAAUAUGACGACAAUUACCAAACAAUUUUUUAUUUACUCAUAAAUGAAUUUUAAAAAAUGCAGCUCCAUCUUUCCACUCCACCCGUCCGAAGGACGGGUAUUUUCUGCUUGUUCUUAAUAAAAUGUACCUGCGUUGUAUAUUGUAUAAUGUAUAUUAUCUAAACCUACCUGACAUGUGUGUAAAUCUAGAUGAUUAUUUUUUUAAUAAAAUGUACCUGCAUUGUACAUAUAUUGUAUAAUGUAUAUUAUCUAAACCUACCUGACAUGUGUGUAAAUCUAGAUGAUUAUUUUUUAUGUACGUAAAUGUUGAUUUCAUUUUUUGUUGAAAAUCGUCUUUGAAGUCUCCAUAAUUCAUGGAUGCUUCGUAAAUCAAUAUUUUCAAAGUC